Tuber aestivum (summer truffle) is the source of this 4703-nucleotide messenger RNA. NCBI's taxonomy places the organism in Eukaryota, Fungi, Ascomycota, Pezizomycetes, Pezizales, Tuberaceae. The record is from the annotation of a GenBank genome assembly.
AUUCCAUUUCUCCUCUGCUUCUCCCCUCCCACAUUUUGUUUGGCUUGCACUAGCUUCUCUUUUCCUUCCCUCUGCUCCCCCGCCACCAACCCACCCACCCACUCAUCUGCCUACCUCACUCUGUCCCAGGCCCCCUUCCUGGAUUGUCCAACAGCAAGCAAUCAACCGCUGCCAUUCACCCCGUGCAUCCUGUGAGAGAGAGAAUAAUUCGUCGGUGGAAGUCAAAGGCCGAACCGUUGUCUCGUGCCUUUCUUUGUUUGCCGAAAGUCGAUCUUGUCCUGCAGGUACUAUAUCAUACUAUACUCGUGCAAACCUUGUCGGGUGGUUUUGGCAUCACCCUGCCCACAACCCUCCCCAAUAAAGCCGACACUGAUAGGGGAACAGGUACCACUCGGAGCCCCCGCUGGGCGACCCAUCCGGCUCCAUCUCCACCAAUUUCAUCCGCUCAUUCAGCAGCAAGCAGCAGCAGGAACAGGAUCAGUUAACUUGUGGUUGAUAAAUCUUUAUUCUCUCUCCCUUUUCUUUCAUUCGUGAUUGGUUAUUAUCCAUUUUUCCUGUUUCAUCCAACAGAGGCAGAAUAUUCCCGCGCUCGCGUUUUCAAUUUCCCUUCUGCCCGCGCCCGUUCGCUGCCGGUGCGAUCGGUCAAUCAGGGUCCCAUUGUUGUCUUUUCAGGUCGCAUUUCCUCCUUUUCCCCCGCGGUCUUUCUUCGCGACAACCAACCAUUUUUCACCCAUAACUAGGAGAAAGGCAAAAUCGUCCCUCCCCCAUCUUGUUCGUUAAGCUGCAGCGCAGGCUAUUCUCCACAUGUCCGUCACGACAAUGCUCGCCCCUUCGGCGAGAAACUCGACCUCGUCAACAUCGUCUAGCUUCGUGCCUGUCACUCGACAGAAUACUGUUGGGUCGGAUGGCGCACCCAGGUCGGUAAGAGCCUCGAAGAGGUACUCCGUCACGGCGUUGUACCUCUCGAUGUCGGCGCAGGAUAAGGAUAUGGAGAUUGAGGAUGAGCUCGCGAGAGGUUGGCUUUCCCCUUGCCCUAUUCUGUCGCCCCCCUUCUUCGGCUGUGGACUGACCUUUUUUUUUUUGAACCUUUCUUCCUCCAGUGCAAAAAACACUUCGCGACUUGAAGUCGAGGAUUUCUUCGCAAUCAAAGAAGAAUUUCGUGCUGGAGAAGGAUGUGCGGUAUCUGGAUUCACGGAUAGCUUUGUUAAUUCAGAAUAGGAUGGCUUUGGAGGAGGUUCGUUUAGCUGCUAUCCCCUUUUAUCUUCACCGUGAAAUAUGUUGACCGUGCAAAUGUAGCAAAAUGAAGUUGCAAGCCAUUUCGAUGAGUCGUCCGAGCUGCAGGAGGGCACUUUCCCUGAUGAUCGGAAAACUCAACAAUAUGGAAACUUGUUCUUCCUACUUCAGUCUGAGCCUCGCCAUAUCGCGGCUCUUUGCCGCCUUGUUAGCAUGGCUGAAAUCGACUCCCUUCUUCAGACCGUUAUGUUUACUAUUUAUGGGAAUCAGUAUGAGAGCAGAGAAGAACAUUUGCUACUCACCAUGUUCCAGGUUGGUUUAUAUUAUGCUCCUGCGGGGAAUUAUUUGGGCUAGUGUUAUGCUAAUAUUUAAUUUACAGUCUGUGCUGUCGGCCCAAUUCGAUACCACUCCGGAAUAUUCAUCCCUCCUCCGUGCGAACACACCUGUCUCUCGAAUGAUGACAACAUACACCCGCCGUGGACCCGGACAGAGCUAUUUAAAGGUGGUGUUGGCGAAGCAGAUAAAUAAUCUAAUCGAAUUGAAGGACCUCAAUCUCGAAAUCAACCCCUUAAAGGUCUACGAGCGGAUGGUUAAGAAUGUAGAGGAGGAUACCGGCACUCUCCCAGCCAACAUGCCGAGAAGUGUUUCUGCGGAGGAAGCUGCUGAGAACCCCCAAGUCCAGGCAAUUAUCGAACCUCGCUUGACCAUGUUGAUGGAGCUCGCGAAUACCUUUUUGUCGACUAUUAUUGACAACAUCAACGAGACGCCAUACGGGAUUCGGUGGAUUUGCAAGCAGAUUCGAAGUCUGACCAAGAGGAAAUAUCCCGACGCGAAGGACAAUGUUAUUUGCACACUCAUCGGGGGUUUCUUCUUUCUAAGGUUCCUCAACCCAGCAAUCGUUACCCCGCGUUCAUACAUGCUUAUCGACAAUAUUCCCUCCGAGCACCCGAGGCGUACUCUUACCCUCAUUGCGAAGAUGUUGCAGAACUUGGCCAAUAAGCCAUCCUACUCCAAGGAGCCAUACAUGGCUAAGCUAUCACCUUUCGUAACGAACAAUAAGAACAGAAUUAGCAAAUUUUUGAACGAACUAUGCGAGGUUGGUGACUUUUACGAGUCUUUGGAGAUGGACAAUUAUGUUGCUCUGUCGAAGAAGGACCUGGAGCUCAACAUCACGCUGAAUGAGGUCUAUGCCACUCACAAUUUGUUGGAAAAGCAUGCAAAGGAGCUGGUAAGCGUACAUUUCACAGGGGGUUGGUGGUAUAUACAUAAUAAGAGCUAAUUCCUUCAGCUCCAGGGGAGGGAUACGGAACAUCUUACAAUUCUCCUUCAGGAGCUAGGGCCUGCCCCUCCGCAGGUCCCCAGAAAGGAGAAUAGGGCCAUUAUCCUGCCUUUGUUCAGUCGUUGGGAGAGUGCUCUUGAUGGUAUGUCUCGAUGGUUUCAGGGUUUCUACCGGCAGUUAUGCUGACUUGGAGUUUUUUUUUCCCCCUUGAAUUAGAUCUAUCAGCAGCUUUAGAUAUCACUCAGGAAGAUGUUUAUUUCAUGGAGGCCAAGUCAAUCUUCGUCCAAUUGUUACGAACCCUUCCUCCAAUAUCUGCGGCCGUGCGUAGGCCACUCAAUCUUCAGAAGAUCGCGGACGUUGCGGCCACAACUAAGGAUAUUGGAACAUUCCGCAAGGGAAUGAGAGGCAUAGAAUUGCUGAACCAAUUGAAGGAGUUGGGUGUUAUCAGUGAGGCGGAUGGGUACCAGAUUCUCCGGGAGGAAGUGGAGCAGGAACUAGUCCAUCUCGGGUCCCUGAAGGAGAAGGUUACCGAGGAAUCGCUGAAGCUCGAUGAGGUCUACAAGACCAUCCGUGAUCACAACGCCUACUUGGUCUCUCAAUUGGAGACCUACAAGUCAUAUCUGCACAACGUCCGCAGCCAGUCCGAAGGGAAACAGCGUGGGAAGCAGCAGAAGCAGCAUGUUCUUGGCCCAUAUAAGUUUACGCAUCAGCAACUUGAGAAGGAAGGUGUUAUUCAGAAGAGCAAUGUUCCAGAUAACAGGUGAGCCCUGGAGACUCCCCCCCCCCCCAAUAGAGUAGAACGUUUGACUAAGUUCAUGUGUUUCCUAUAGACGUGCGAAUAUCUUCUUCACUAUCACUUCUCCUACCCCGGGAACCUUUGUUAUCUCGUUACAUUACAAAGGUUUGCGCCCCGAUUCUCACCGUUGACAACCCCUCCCUGGAAAACAUGUGAGCUUACCAUGCACUCUCUAUUAGGGCGAAAUCGGGGACUCCUGGAGCUCGACCUCAAAUUGGAUGAUCUGCUCGAGAUGCAGCAGAACAAUCACGACGAAUUGGACCUGGAAUACGUACAAUUUAAUGUCCCGAAGGUGCUGGCCUUACUUAAUAAACGAUUCGCUAGGAAGAAGUGGUAAUGUGUAUCUUGCGGUAGACGCCAUAUAGGAUUGGUACGAUAUUAUGGGCAGAGAUGGCUUGAUUUCCUUGUUCCGCUUUUUCUUAUUUUUUUCUUUCCAUUUUUCUUUCGCCUUAGUUACCUGGGGAGUACUUCGGUUGGGGGUGGUUAGGGAUCUUCAAUGGAUUUUCGGGGUGCGGUAUACGGAGAAACUGCCAAUUAAUGGGGCGGGUGGGGUUUUUGGAAAUUGCGUUUUCUGCUGUAUUUUUUUUAUUUCUAUCCCGGCAUCUCGUUGUUUCCCUUUUUCUCAUCUAUGCUGCUUCUAACUGUAUUUUUUUCGCUUCUCAUCCUAUACCCCUUUACUUCAAGAAUUGUUUGCACUAAUCUGCGUCCUUCAAACAUUCGCUCACGGCAUCGAGCUCUCUAUGCUCACUUUGUCCAACGAUGGCAGGGCCGAAAUUGGAGGGUUUAACUCGGGGGUUCUUUCCUUUCAUCCGAUCUUCCCUUUAAUCUCGAACGAUUCCAUCCUGAGAAGCUUGUGUUUUCCCUUCCCCCCUCCAUUCCCUCAACCCCCUGAGCCCGGCUCUUUAUUCCCUCGCUCAUACAUGAUACGAUAAUCUUCGCGUUUCCGUUUGUCUGAUUACUGGGGUCAGGAGGCUUUUGAUAUUCUCUUUUUCGAUUCUCUCAAUCCCAUUGGCGCAAAGAGGGUUUUCAAACACAAUGGAAGGGUGAUACAGUUGUGCACUUUUCCUUCUUUUCCUUCUUUUUUUUUUUUUUUCCUUGUUCCCGGUCACAGCUCUAAGAUAGUAUUUCUCUAUUCUGUGUCUGUGUUCAAUACCGGUACCGCGGUCUCAAUGUUUAGCUUUUAGGUCAGUGUUUUGUUUUGCUUUGCUGUGCUGUGCUUCCGGUUGCAUGUCUGGUGGGUUGGGUAUGGUAAGGUAUGGUAUGGUGUUUACGGGGGAUGGGUUUGAUGGGAUGGGAUGCGAGUUGGCGGGGGUGAGGAGGAUGGAUGGGCGAAUCAGGAGAAUUUGUGAGGAUCUGUUCGCGGGUAAUUAUAUAGCUAAAGAUCAUAUCCCUUGG